Balearica regulorum gibbericeps (East African grey crowned-crane) is the source of this 2333-nucleotide messenger RNA. NCBI's taxonomy places the organism in Eukaryota, Metazoa, Chordata, Aves, Gruiformes, Gruidae. The record is from RefSeq and is a predicted model, not a curated record.
GGGAAAACUGAGGCACGUUAACCAGGAAGCCCCCUCUACUAUUGCAGCAUGUUUAAAAGCGGCAAGGGCUUUCGGAGAAUAUCUUUCACAAAACCAUCCUGAAGGUAGAAACGGCUCAGAUCACCUAUUAGCAGACUCCUACAUCGGACAGGAGGACUCCCCUGAGAUGCAGCAGGCAGCACAGAACAAGCGCAGGCUCUCCGUCAUCUCAGACGGGAAGUUUGAGAGGAGCUUCUCCGAGGAGCAGGCAGAGAAGAUGCCAAGUGAGGGACCGAAGCCACGAGUCUACACAAUCUCUGGCGAGAGGCCGAUGCUGUCGGACCAUGAGAACGAAAGCAUGGAACUGGUGGUGAUGAAGGGGGCUGCCCAAGAGGAAUGCCACCAUGGCCACCAAGUGCACGGUGCUGGCGGCUCUCACGGCGUUAGCAGGCAUUGCAAGGGCUGGCCGGGCAGCCGGCAGGGCUCCAAGGAGUGUCCAAACUGCACCCGGCUGGCUGCCCCUUCCCAGCAUUCCUUUGACCUGGAGCAGCAUCAAUCCAGCGAGACUGGGUGGCACAGAAAAAGGCUGGAGAGGAUGUAUAGCGUCGAUCGGGUGUCUGAUGAUGUCCCCAUACGAACCUGGUUCCCAAAAGAGAACCUCUUCAGUUUUCAAACUGCUACUACAACUAUGCAAGCCAUCUCGGCGUUCAGGGGCUACGCAGAGAGGAAGAGACGGAAACGAGAGAAUGAUUCUGCAGCUGUUAUACAGAGGAAUUUUCGGAAGCACCUCCGCAUGGUGGGGAGCCGAAGGGUUAAAGCACAAACAUUUGCCGAACGGCGUGAGAGGAGCUUCAGCAGGUCCUGGAGUGACCCGACUCCCAUCAAAGCUGAUUCCUUCCAUGACUCUCGAGAAAGCCAUGACCUUCAGGAUUCCUGCGGCACUUUGGAUGGCGACUUUGACUUGAACUGGGAAGCAGAAAAGGAACUUGAAGCCAUGGCAUGUGACGGAGAAGACUUUAUUCCACCAAAAAUAAUGCUUAUUUCUUCCAAGGUGCCCAAAGCAGAGUAUGUCCCGACAAUUAUCCGCAGGGACGAUUCCUCUAUCAUCCCCAUUCUAUACGACCAUGAACAUGCCACCUUUGAUGACAUCCUAGAGGAAAUAGAGAAGAAGCUUAACAUUUAUCGGAAAGGCUGCAAAAUCUGGAAGAUGCUGAUAUUUUGCCAGGGAGGUCCCGGUCACUUAUACUUGUUAAAGAACAAAGUUGCCACUUUCGCCAAAGUGGAGAAGGAGGAAGAUAUGAUCCUCUUCUGGAAGAGGUUGAGCCGGCUGAUGAGUAAAGUCAAUCCUGAACCAAAUAUCAUUCACAUCAUGGGCUGCUAUGUUCUUGGAAACCCCAAUGGGGAGAAGCUAUUUCAGAAUCUGAAAAACUUAAUGAAUCCUUAUAGGGUUGCCUUUGAGUCUCCACUUGAACUAUCAGCUCAAGGUAAGCAAAUGAUUGAGACUUACUUUGACUUCCGCCUUUACCGCCUCUGGAAGACCCGCCAGCACUCUAAACUAUUGGAUUACGAUGACAUUUUAUGAGCUGGAGAAGACUUUGCAAGAGGAAGUUCAUCACCGGUGUCCAAGAAGUCAUGCUUAUUGCAGAGAGACUUUUUUAUUGGCACAGGGAGCCCUUCAAAGCCCUACGGGAGGCAGCAGUGCUAAGGGGAGGGAAGAAGGAGCCCUCAGAAGUGUGUCGGGAGGAAAGUCUCCUGGGUCAAGAGAGACUGGAGGAAAAGGGUUUGACACCUCGCUCGCCUCAGGUCAGAGCUGUGGUGUCUCAGGAGGAGCUGUGUGGAAUGAGGACAGGAUGGAGUUCCUUGCAGAACUGAGCUGUUUUGGGUCAGAAUGGGCCAGAUUUGAUUCCAGGUCCUUUUAAAGACUUUUGAAGCUCAGGUUUUCUUACAAAAAAUAAACCCAAUUGCCCAUGCACUACAAUGAAGAAGUGACCAGAGCACAGAGGAAGGAGGGGGUUGUACUGAUGGGACCUUCUGUGCUGGGGAUCUUGGAGAGCAAGGACUGCUACACCUACUCCUGCAAGCUUAGAUCAAGACGAUCCAGUUUCAAUGUGAAUAUAUACUGGAACAUAGAAUUGAAAUCUAACUUCUUUUUUUGUUUGUUUUUGUUUUGUUUAAUAGAAAAUAAGUGCAAUUUUUAUAGCGAGAGGGGUAAAAUCCCUCCCAAUAUUUAAUUAGUUAAAAAUAACACACCAGUAACCAAUAGAUGAGGUAUUUUUGGUCUGCUUGAAAAUAUAUUCAAAAUGGUAAUAUAUCUUCUGUAGACAUAUUUAAUCACCAGCAAACAUGGUUUUAAC